Messenger RNA from Linum tenue, 4317 nucleotides. Lineage: Eukaryota; Viridiplantae; Streptophyta; Magnoliopsida; Malpighiales; Linaceae. The record is from the annotation of a GenBank genome assembly.
AUCGAACACCGCCAGUUCCACUAGUGCAUAGUCGGUCGGUCCGUUAAACCCUAAAAAACCUUCGAAUCCAGCUCUCAGCUUCGCUGACUCCAGCACCAUUUCCCUCCUAAUUCUUCCUCACUGCUCUCUCCAUUGAAAUUCUCCCGACCCUUGGGGGCAAGCUUACCGCCAUGUAUCUCUACAGUCUCACGCUUCAGCGAGCCACUGGCGUGGUGGCCGCCAUUAACGGAAGCUUCUCCGGCGGAAAGUCCCAGGAAAUCGUCGUUGCGCGGGGAAAGCUUCUCGAUCUCCUCCGUCCGGACGACACCGGUAAGCUCCAAACCAUUCUCUCCGUCGAAAUCUUCGGUGCUAUUCGCUCCUUAGCUCAGUUCAGGCUUACUGGAUCUCAGAAGGAUUACAUCGUCGUUGGCUCCGAUUCCGGGAGGAUUGUGAUUUUGGAGUACAACAAGGAGAAGAAUGUGUUCGAUAAAGUUCACCAGGAGACGUUUGGAAAGUCCGGGUGCAGGAGGAUAGUUCCUGGUCAGUACUUGGCGGUUGACCCCAAAGGGAGGGCGGUGAUGAUUGGAGCUUGCGAGAAGCAGAAGUUGGUCUAUGUAUUGAAUAGGGAUACAGCAGCUAGGUUAACCAUAUCCUCGCCCUUGGAGGCGCAUAAGUCGCACACCAUUGUUUACCACAUUUGUGGGGUUGAUUGUGGGUUUGAUAAUCCAAUAUUUGCGGCUAUUGAGUUGGAUUAUUCGGAGGCGGACCAGGAUGCAACUGGGCAGGCUGCAAAUGAGGCACAGAAGAAUUUGACUUUUUAUGAACUCGAUUUGGGGCUUAAUCAUGUUUCUCGGAAGUGGUCUGAGCCUGUCGAUAACGGUGCUAAUAUGCUUGUUACGGUUCCUGGUGGUGGAGAUGGGCCAAGUGGAGUGUUGAUUUGUGCUGAAAAUUUUGUCAUCUACAAGAAUCAAGGACAUCCUGAUGUGAGGGCAGUGAUCCCUAGGCGUGCUGAUUUGCCUGCGGAGCGUGGUGUGUUGAUAGUUUCUGCAGCAACUCAUAAGCAGAAGUCCAUGUUCUUCUUCUUGUUGCAGACCGAGUAUGGGGACAUUUUUAAAGUUACCCUAGAGCAUGAGAAUGACAAGGUUUCAGAGAUCAAAAUCAAGUAUUUUGAUACGAUUCCAGUGACAGCCUCAAUGUGUGUGAUGAAAUCAGGCUUUCUAUUUGCUGCAUCGGAGUUUGGAAAUCAUGCUUUGUAUCAGUUUCAGGCUAUUGGUGAGGACCCAGAUGUGGAGGCCUCUUCAGCUACUUUGAUGGAGACUGAGGAGGGCUUCCAGCCUGUGUUUUUCCAGCCAAGGGGGUUAAAGAAUCUUGUUAGAAUUGACCAGGUUGAGAGCUUGAUGCCUAUUAUGGACAUGAAAAUCGUUAAUCUUUUUGAUGAAGAAACACCUCAGAUCUUUACCCUUUGUGGCCGAGGACCUCGGUCAUCCUUGAGGAUUUUGAGGCCUGGUUUAGCUGUAAGCGAAAUGGCUGUGUCUCAGCUUCCUGGUGUGCCAAGUGCAGUUUGGACUGUGAAAAAGAAUGCCAGCGAUGAAUUUGAUGCAUACAUUGUUGUGUCAUUUACUAAUGCAACUCUGGUUCUCUCUAUCGGUGAGACAGUUGAGGAAGUUAGUGAUAGUGGGUUUCUUGAUACUACUCCUUCCCUUGCUGUUUCUCUGAUUGGUGACGAUUCUUUAAUGCAAGUUCACCCAAAUGGUAUUAGGCAUAUCAGGGAAGAUGGGCGUAUUAAUGAGUGGAGAACUCCUGGAAAGAGGACGAUUGUGAAAGUUGGCUCCAAUAGACUUCAAGUGGUUAUUGCUUUAAGUGGUGGGGAGCUUAUUUAUUUUGAGGUGGACAUGACGGGUCAACUAAUGGAGGUGGAAAAGCAUGAGAUGUCUGGAGAUGUGGCUUGUUUGGACAUUGCCCCAGUUCCUGAAGGAAGACAGAGGUCAAGGUUCCUUGCAGUUGGUACAUAUGACAACAUUAUUCGUAUAUUGUCUUUGGAUCCUGAUGACUGCAUGCAGAUCCUGAGUGUGCAAAGUGUUUCGUCAAUUCCAGAAUCUCUUCUAUUCCUUGAGGUGCAGGCGUCUAUAGGCGGUGAAGAUGGAGCUGAUCAUCCAGCUAAUCUCUUCCUCAAUGCUGGAUUGCAGUCUGGGGUUCUGUUUAGGACAGUGGUGGAUAUGGUGACAGGCCAGCUUUCUGAUUCUCGAUCCCGAUUCUUGGGAUUGAGGGCUCCAAAGCUCUUCUCAAUAGCUGUGAGAGGUCGCCGUGCAAUGCUAUGUUUGUCAAGUCGACCCUGGCUUGGCUAUAUUCACCAAGGGCAUUUCCUGUUAACGCCACUUUCGUAUGAGACUCUUGAAUAUGCCGCUUCGUUCUCAUCUGAUCAGUGUGCAGAAGGUGUUGUUGCUGUUGCUGGCGAUGCACUCAGGAUUUUCACUAUCGAGAGGUUGGGUGAAACAUUUAAUGAAACUGCAAUUCCUCUCAGGUACACUCCUAGGAAGUUUGUAAUUCAACCCAAGCGGAAGCUUCUGGUUAUCGUUGAGAGUGAUCAGGGAGCCUAUACAGCAGAGGAACGUGAAGCUGCUAAAAAAGAGUGUUUUGAGGCUGCUGGUAUGGGGGAAAAUGGAACUGCCAACGAGCAGAUGGAGAAUGGUGAUGAUGAAGAUAAAGAGGACCCCCUCUCGGAUGAGCAAUAUGGUUACCCCAAAGCAGAGUCUGAUAAGUGGGUAUCUUGCAUUAGGGUUCUGGACCCUAGGUCAGCUACCACGACCUGUCUGCUUGAACUUCAGGACAGUGAAGCUGCAUUCAGUGUAUGCACGGUUAAUUUUCAUGAUAAGGAACAUGGUGCUCUUUUGGCAGUUGGUACAGCAAAGGGGUUGCAGUUCUGGCCAAAGAAAACGUUAGUUGCUGGAUUCAUUCACAUUUAUAAAUUUGUGGAUGAAGGGAGAAGCCUAGAGCUUUUGCACAAGACACAAGUGGAAGGCGUCCCAGUUGCUUUGUGCCAGUUCCAAGGUAGAUUACUGGCUGGAAUAGGCUCUACACUCAGACUAUAUGACUUGGGUAAGAAGAGGUUGCUCAAGAAAUGUGAGAACAAGCUUUUCCCAAACACGAUUAUUUCUAUUCAGGCCUACCGUGAUCGCAUUUACGUGGGCGACAUCCAAGAGUCUUUCCACUUCUGCAAGUAUAGGCGGGAUGAGAAUCAACUCUACAUAUUUGCUGAUGAUAGCGUUCCAAGGUGGCUUACAGCAUCACAACAUGUAGAUUUUGAUACCAUGGCGGGUGCAGACAAGUUUGGGAACAUCUAUUUUGCAAGAUUGCCACAGGAUGUGUCUGAUGAGAUAGAGGAAGAUCCAACUGGUGGGAAGAUAAAGUGGGAGCAAGGAAAGCUUAACGGAGCUCCUAACAAGGUCGAAGAAAUAGUCCAGUUUCAUGUUGGUGAUGUGGUUAGUAGUGUCCAGAAGGCAUCUUUGAUUCCUGGUGGUGGAGAGUGCAUCAUAUAUGGCACAAUGAUGGGUAGCUUGGGGGCAUUGCUGCCCUUCAAUUCUAGGGAUGAUGUUGACUUCUUCUCACACUUGGAAAUGCACUUGAGACAAGACCAUCCACCAUUGUGUGGAAGGGACCAUAUGGCCUACAGAUCUUCGUAUUUCCCUGUUAAGGAUGUGAUUGAUGGUGAUCUGUGUGAACAGUUCCCCACGUUGCCUAUUGAUGUACAGAAGAAAAUUGCGGAUGAGUUGGACAGAACUCCAGGGGAGAUACUGAAGAAACUCGAGGAAGCCCGAAACAAGAUCGUUUGAGGCAUGUUUGUGCUUUUGUAUGGAUAUGUACGAGUUUGUUAUCUUGGACACGAUGUGCUGCUGGGUCAUGUUAUGCGAUGUAUUCUCAUUUAAUGAGUUGCUGCACCACAAUCAUAGUGGUUUGGAAUCACUUCCCAGAAUGGCUCGAGGAUCAGGUAGGUAGUUUAGUACAAACUUGUAACCCAGGAAUUGGCUGAUUCAAAAGGAAUAGCUUGGGAGGACCCUCACUUGAGAAUUAAGAUGUCAUUGCUAGUGUUGUUGGAAUUGCCAAAAUUUUCUUUUAAUCUCUCUAUUCUAGUCUACAAGAUGUCAGGGUUUGUUACUGAAUAGUCUCUUACAUGAUUCUGUCUUAAAUCUUGAUUACAGUAUGUAAAGUACUUCUUUCGAAACAAACUCUUGCCUCGUAGGUUUCAGUGCUUCUUCCUCAGCCUGUUGUUCGGUUAAAUGAGUUGGCUUCAUGUUUUCUCUUCAUAUUUUUAGGCAAAAUAGUAAAAUAAGUACCCUCCCU